UGCGCUUUUUGGGGGAUGUUUGGUGUAAUACUAACAUCAAGUUUGACGUCUUCGACAGGACUCCAAUACAGCCGCGUUUUGGAUACGACCUUGACAUGGGCGGGUGACCUGGCGCUUAGUUACGAAUACCUCAGUUUGAUGGGGAAGUCGUGUUCUAUGCCGUUGCCGUUUUCUAAAGUGCCACCUGAAAUAGUCAUUGUUGGACCAAACGCUGCAGGAAAACGAUUUUUGCUGUAUUCCUGGCUUUUUGGAGUUCAGAAAAGCAUUGCUUCACAAUCAACAAAAUCGUGCAACAUUGACGAGACUAUCACCAGUCGAACUACAGGUGAAAAGUUCCUCGUCCACGCCCUUAGAGGAACGCCCUCGGUGCUAAUACGGAACAAAGAGGCCUAUGAAGAAACUAAAGCGGUCGUCCUCAUGAUAAACGCCGCUGGCGGGGUGGAUAGCAUACACGAGGCCCAGAGAUGUUUGGAUUUAAUAACAGUAUCGUUCCCGGCGGAUAACUUUCCUGUGCUAAUAGUAGUGAACGCAGUGGAUGCUCCAGGUGCAUUGUCUUGUGAUGAAAUAGAAACUCGGUUCGACCUGCAUGUCAGACUUGCUAACAAGGCGUGGCAGAUCUGUAGCUUGAGAGAGAGUUCACAAGAGGAUGUGGAUCACAUCUUGCGGGAAUUAGCCAUUUUGGUGGACAAGAAGGGACCAGACAGAACACACACAAAUUAGAAUGUUUAAUAUUUGAAAAGGAGAAGAAAGAAAAGAAAGGAUGAAAAAAGUUGUUUUUUUUGUUUUUGUUUUUUAAACGAACAAAAGUAAAGAGAAUACAGCAAUAUGAUUACAUAUGAUUAGUGUUCAGUCAUAACCGUUCGUAACAAUAAUAUAGGUAUUUUAUUUUAUUUUAUCAUGAAUGAUCUAAUACAAGCUAUUAAUUAUGCAGAGUUAGAUUUUUAUACUUAACUGAGUUGGUUUGACUGCUAGUUUUUCAUUACAUUUUCUAACUUUACAUGUGUAUAGUAUCUACAUAUAAUAUCGGAUGUCCCGAAUCAAAGAACCCCUCUUUACUGAUUAAUAACUUGGAAAGUAUAUUUACUAGGAUAAUAAUAUUUUGUACCUGAUAUCUUAUGCGUAUUUCCCAUUUUGUGAUAAGAAUUUCAAAGACGCGGGUUGAACGCCACGUAGUGGCAGAAUCAAAAUUGCAUAUCAAAAGAUGUAAUGCGGGAGUCGCAUGCAUUUGGACUGGUGCCUGUCUGGUGCACAGCUAGUAUCACUGUUUCAGUCAGUCAAGUUCCAGUUCUUUAUCGCCUUAAGUUUUUACAAUUUAUCAGCACAAUACAAUGUAAAUAAAUGUACAAUGUAAUAAAUAUAUACAGGAUUUGUACAUGAUUAUGGAUUGGUGGAGAGUGAUUUAGUAACAAAUAAUAAUAAUACGAAAUAAAUAAAUAAAUAAAAUGUUAACUAUACAUGUAAACAAAUAGUUGUAAAAUGAAUAAAUAGAAGUAAUGUUAAUAUUAACCAAUUUGCUCCAAUAGCUGGUCUCUAAUGGGAUUUGCUCGAAACAAAAAAUUUCCGAAAUUAUUAACUUCUUUAAUAUUGUUAGACGCUAAUAACUGGGCAAGUUUGAAAACGCUUGGAGGUACAUGGUAAUAUUUUAAAAUAAAUUCCAUUCUUAAAUCAUUAAAACGUGGGCACUGGAGGAUGAAUGAUACUCAUUUUCUAUUUCAUUUUUGUCACAUAGUGUAAAUUUUCUCUAAUGCUGCCUAUCAAAUGUAGGUAGCCUGUCAGAUUAUGUCUUCACUUAUUUUUACUGGAAAGUCUUUGGUAGUAUAGUUAUUCGAAAUGAUGUUCAGUGAACCAUUGAAGCUUGUUUUACUGAAAACGGAUGGGGCGCAAACGGAUAUUGAAGACAUUUUCUGGAAAAUCUAGAAAGAUUAAUUCUCUAAACUAACUUAUCAAAGCGAUUAAAGACACUGUCUCAACAAGAGACUGAGGUCAGUGUGUGAACAGGAUGGGGAUCACAUUGAGCAUCUCUUUAAGUAAACUGAGGUAAGUCAAACUUAAAUCGGCUUUCUGACCUUACGUUUUUUUGAUAUGCUGUUUUGAUUGUGUCAUUAUUUAAUAGGUAUUCGAUCUACAUACUUAAAACAUUUUACAACAAAUAGAUAAUAGCCAUGUGAUAUCGGCUGCAGUAUAUAGAAAUGCAUGUUAAUCUGAGAUAUGUUUACCAUUAACUUCCAUCAAUCUACCGACAAAAUUAGUUAUAAUCCGUGUACAAAUUCGUAAUGAUUCGUUUGCAAUCCUAUACAGCUGUUUAGAAGUAAUGGUAAUGUGAAUAAAUAUUGUUAUCCAGAUUCGGGCAUUUUCGUUUCAUUCGGGCAAAAAUCAGCCUGCUCCCACCCCCACCCCUACAAAAAUGGGAGCCCGUACGUCUAUGAGCAGUGGUCUGCAAAUGUCCCGAAAGACAACCAAUCAGAUAUAACAUAGUGGCUACUUUUGCUCUACAUAGAAUAAUAUCUAACCUAAUCUUCAACAAACAAAAAAGUUUAUACUGCAGUUUCAUUGAUUACACGCGUACUUUUGACAGUAUUGACAGAAUUAGUUUAUGGUCAAAGCUUGUUAAAUUUGGUAUAGAUGGUAGAAUUUUAAGAAUAAUAAAGUUUUAUUUAAAUUUCAAAGCCUAUUUUCGAAACAAAUGGUCACUAACAAACUCAUUUGAAGUGUCUGCUGGCGUGUUGCAAGGCGAAGCUUUACCCAGUCUUAUUCUCCAUGUAUAUUAAUGACUGUGAAACACAUUUAGCAAAUAAUAACUGCAGUAGCAUAGAAAUUGGUAUGUUGAACCUAAUAUUAUACGCUGAUGACACCGUUAUGUUUUCUGAAACUGUCUCGGGUCUACAAACUAUGCUUGAUAAGCUUCAUAUGUAUUGCAAAGAGUGGAAACUCGCUGUGAAUAUUACAAAAACAAAGAUUGUUGUGGUUCAGAAAAAGAGGCCAUUUAAUGAAAAAUGAACAUUGGCUGUAUAAUGGUGAAGAUAUAGAAAUUAUAUCUUUUUAAUCAUUUGGGUUUAAUAUUUAAAUACAAUGGUAACUUUCCUAUCACGCACAGUCAUAUAACCAGCCAAGGGCGCAAAGCUUUAUUUGCCCUGGAGAGAUCUAUGUACAAACAAUAUGGAAUUCAAAGUUAAUGUUGAAACAGAAAUUUUUGUUGUUCGAUACAUAUAUAUUACCUUUACUUAAAUAUGGUUGCGAGACAUGGGGAUUCGCCAAAUCACUAGAUAUUAAAAAGCUUCAUCUCAUGUUAUGUAAACAUUUGCUUGGCGUCAAUCAAAAAACCACAAGCCACAUGUACCACGAAUUGGGACGAUAUACUUUGUCAAUUUCACGUUAUAUUGCUAUUUUAAAAUACUGGCUAUUAUUACGAACUGACAAUUGUAUUUUGAAGGAAAUGUAUCUACAAAUGGUUAAAGAUUGUGAAAAAAUAUGUUGGGCUACACUUGCCAAACAACUUCUUGACAACGUUGGCGUGUCAUAUGUCUAGAUACGUCAGAAUGUUAAUAAUGAAGCAAUAUUUAUCACAGAUGUUAGUUCGUUUAAAAGAUAGAUUUAUUCAAGAAAUGUAUGCUACUCUCUCAGUUUCUUCAAAAUGUUUAAUUUAUAAGCACUUAACUAAUAAUCACCGUCUUCAAUACUAUUUAACAGAAGAAAAAAAACCUUUCUUUUGCAUUUAGAAGUUACAUUUGUAAAUUUAGAUGUUCUGCUCAUCAACUAAAUAUUGAAACUGGUCGUUGUAGAAAUAUUGAACGUGAACUUAGGACCUGCAGUCUCCGUGACACUAAUGGUAUUUGAAGACGAAUUUCACUUUAUUUUGCAAUGUCCAUUAUAUUCUGAUCUACGUGCUACAUAUAUUAAAAAGUAUUACUGGAAAAACCUACUGCAUUUAUGGUCUCACUGUACAGUUGACCUCCGGGUUAGAGUUCAUUCAUCACGGUCCACUAUAGUUCCUAAUUGUGACACAUGGUUAUGGUUCACAUAUUCACUUCCAGGAAAUUGUGAAGAAUUAAAACAAUGUGUGUGUUAAGAGAACUUGCUAGAGUUUGUGUGAUGUCGUUGUUUUUCUUAAUUAUGUAAAUGUAUUAUGUAAAAUUAUGUUUGUGCCUAUAGGCAAUUGCUUUGGUAAAUAAAUGAAUAGAAUGAA
Gigantopelta aegis is the source of this 4183-nucleotide messenger RNA. RefSeq lists its product as uncharacterized. NCBI's taxonomy places the organism in Eukaryota, Metazoa, Mollusca, Gastropoda, Neomphalida, Peltospiridae. The transcript has 3 exons. The coding region runs from base 16 to 720 and encodes 234 amino acids. Gene Ontology annotation, molecular function: GTP binding; GTPase activity. The record is from RefSeq and is a predicted model, not a curated record.